AUGGAGAAUCAAGCAACAUACAGAGGUGGAAAUGGAGGGGUUUCCACCACCGCAACAACCCCAAUGCGACCUGGAACACCAGAAAGCAGAAACAACCCAUUUGGUAACGGAGACGGAAUCUCUCCUGCACCAACCAAUCCGUUCGCAUCUCCCUUCAAUUCCAGACCAGCAUCUUCAUUUGGAUCGUCUUCAGCAGUUCGCGCGCUUCCAUCGAGAUAUUUCCACUCACGAAGAGUCCGAAAGGGUGAGGUCGAGCAGCCAUGGAGAGAGAAGAAAGAUCCAAAGGAAAAAUGGGUGACCAUCAUCCCUCUUCUCGGUUUGGCUGCUGGGUUCGCGAUUGCUGGUUUCUUGAUCUAUGAUGGUCUAUCAUCUGUUGUGCACCACAAGUACUGCUCUGUGUUGGACGACAACUUCGGAUCUGGCCUCCAAUCGACCAUCUGGACGAAAGAAGCCGAGGUUGGCGGAUUUGGUAACGGACAAUUCGAACAAACUACUUUGGACGACGAGAACGUGUUUGUCAAGGACGGAAAGCUUAUCAUCAAGCCAACGCUUCAGGACGCUACCCUGAUUGAGACCAACAAUGUCAUCAAUUUGACCGCCGACGGAACCUGCUCUUCAGACGUGCUCAAGAACUGCGUUACACAAACCAAUUUGACUUCCGGUACCAUUAUUCAGCCGGUAAAAUCAGGUCGCAUCAGCACCAAGAAUGGGCCAACCAUUAAAUACGGUCGCGUUGAGGUGACUGCCAAGAUGCCGGCCGGAGACUGGCUCUGGCCCGCAAUCUGGAUGUUGCCGGUAAAUGAGACCUACGGACCAUGGCCAUUAUCUGGAGAGAUCGAUAUCGUGGAGGGUCGUGGAAAUAACCAUACUUACGCACAAGGUGGAGAUAACAUUGUUUCUUCGGCACUUCACUGGGGUCCUGACUCAGCGAACGACGCCUGGUGGCGAACCAACGUCAAGAGAUCAGCUCUGCACACAACCUAUGCCAAGACGUCGCACACAUUUGGUCUGGAAUGGUCUCAAAAAUACCUCUUCACCUACAUCGACUCCAACCUUCUCCAAGUCCUAUAUACCAACUUCGACGAGCCCCUCUGGAAGCGCGGAAACUUCCCAGAAGCCACCUCCAACGGAACCCGUCUCAACGACCCAUGGACCCAAACUGGCCGUGACCAAACUCCAUUCGAUCAGGAAUUCUACCUCAUCCUCAACGUCGCCGUUGGUGGUACCAACGGUUGGUUCGAGGAUGGCAAGAGCGGAAAGCCAUGGGUUGAUCAAUCACCACGCGCCAAGAACGAUUUCUGGAACGCGCGCAACCAAUGGUAUCCAACCUGGCAAGAGGACGGAGCUGGUCAGAUGGAAGUCACCAGCGUGAAGAUGUGGCAACAAUGCGAUGGCAACGAAGACAAAGCCUAA
Glarea lozoyensis ATCC 20868 is the source of this 1413-nucleotide messenger RNA. RefSeq names its product Concanavalin A-like lectins/glucanase. Gene Ontology annotation, molecular function: hydrolase activity, hydrolyzing O-glycosyl compounds. NCBI's taxonomy places the organism in Eukaryota, Fungi, Ascomycota, Leotiomycetes, Helotiales, Helotiaceae. The transcript has 2 exons. The record is from RefSeq and is a predicted model, not a curated record. Gene Ontology annotation, biological process: carbohydrate metabolic process. Bases 1 to 1413 code for a protein of 470 amino acids.